UAUGUUUCCUUCUUUUUGCCAUUCUCUACAUUGUUUCCUACUUCAUCAUCACAAGAUACAAGAGAAAAUCAGAUGAACAAGAAGACGAAGAUGCCAUAGUCAACAGGAUUUCGUUGUUUUUGAGCACGUUCACUCUGGCAGUUUCAGCUGGGGCUGUUUUGCUUUUACCCUUUUCAAUAAUCAGCAAUGAAAUCCUGCUUUCUUUUCCUCAAAACUACUAUAUUCAAUGGCUAAAUGGCUCCCUGAUUCAUGGCUUGUGGAAUCUUGCUUCUCUCUUUUCCAACCUUUGUUUAUUUGUGUUGAUGCCCUUUGCCUUUUUCUUUCUGGAAUCAGAAGGUUUUGCUGGCCUGAAAAAGGGAAUCCGAGCCCGAAUUUUAGAAACUCUGGUCAUGCUUGUCCUCCUUGCACUCCUUAUCCUUGGGAUAGUGUGGGUAGCCUCAGCGCUCAUUGACAAGGACGCAGCGAGCAUGGAGUCUUUGUAUGAUCUCUGGGAGUUCUACCUACCCUAUUUAUAUUCCUGUAUAUCUCUGAUGGGAUGUUUGUUACUUCUCCUGUGUACCCCUGUUGGCCUUUCCCGCAUGUUCACAGUGAUGGGUCAGUUGCUGGUGAAGCCAACAAUUCUUGAAGACCUGGAUGAACAAAUUUAUAUUAUUACCCUAGAGGAGGAAGCACUCCAGAGACGACUAAAUGGACUGUCUUCAUCAGUGGAAUACAAUAUAAUGGAGUUGGAACAAGAACUUGAAAAUGUGAAGACUCUUAAGACAAAAUUAGAGAGGCGAAAAAAAGCUUCAGCAUGGGAAAGAAAUUUGGUGUAUCCUGCUGUUAUGGUUCUCCUUCUUAUUGAGACAUCCAUCUCGGUCCUCUUGGUGGCUUGUAAUAUUCUUUGCCUGUUGGUUGAUGAAACAGCCAUGCCAAAGGGAACAAGGGGUCCUGGAAUAGGAAAUGCUUCUCUUUCUGCUUUUGGUUUUGUGGGAGCUGCACUUGAAAUCAUUUUGAUUUUCUAUCUUAUGGUGUCCUCUGUUGUCGGUUUCUAUAGCCUCCGAUUUUUUGGAAAUUUUAUUCCCAAGAAGGAUGACACAACUAUGACAAAGAUCAUUGGGAAUUGUGUGUCCAUCUUGGUCUUGAGCUCUGCACUCCCUGUGAUGUCAAGAACACUGGGAAAGCCUGACCCUUAGGAUGUUCUCAUCUGUCCCUGGGAAUCCCACGAGCAGCACCCCAUCACU
Messenger RNA from Leptonychotes weddellii (Weddell seal), 1223 nucleotides. The record is from RefSeq and is a predicted model, not a curated record. Lineage: Eukaryota; Metazoa; Chordata; Mammalia; Carnivora; Phocidae.